This is a messenger RNA of Fonsecaea nubica, 1161 nucleotides long. RefSeq lists its product as hypothetical. The transcript has 6 exons. NCBI's taxonomy places the organism in Eukaryota, Fungi, Ascomycota, Eurotiomycetes, Chaetothyriales, Herpotrichiellaceae. The coding region runs from base 1 to 1161 and encodes 386 amino acids. The record is from RefSeq and is a predicted model, not a curated record.
AUGUCGGGUAUCACGGAAUUGAUUGAUCGGGCUACGAACCAGCAGGACAGUGACUUCGUGACGGGUUCGAUCGUUGGCACCGUCGUUGGGAGACGAGGGCAAAUCCUGUAUCAACAUGUCAGCGGCGUGGGUUCGGCGCCCGACCAGCCCCUGACAGGCGAUCAUCUCUUCUGGCUGGCUUCGCAGUCCAAGUUGAUGUGCGCGGUCGCGGCGAUGCAGACGGUGGAGAGAGGCCUCAUUGGACUCGACGACGAUGUGGCGCCUCAUGUACCCGAACUGGCUGCUCUGGAGGUCCUGGAUGGCGGCGAGGAUGACAAGGGAGUCCCCACGACCAAGCCCCGGAAGAACAAAAUCACCCUGAGUGGUGUCGGCUACGACAUUAUGCCAUUUUCCCUGGCCAAAUGGGCCAAGGCAACCGGGUUGAAAUACACGACUCUGGACAACACGGGGAUCCCCAUGAAGACGGUGCCCUUGGCCUUUGAGCCCGGAACAAGCUGGACCUACGGAGCUGGGAUUGACUGGGCCGCUGAGGUGGUCGCGAGACUCAACAAGACCACGCUCGAGGACUACUACCGCAAAAACAUCUGGGAGCCAUUGGGCAUGACGCACACGACCUUCCACCCGCUCAAGUUUCCCCCCAACGAGAUCGUCCAAGGCUUCGAACGACAAGAGACCGGCAAGGCCAUUGCCAAAGACAUUCCCGUCCCUAAGGAAAGCCCCGUGGAGAUGGGCGGCCACGGGGUCUGGGGCAGCGCGAAUGACUACAUCAAAAUGCUGUCGGCGCUGCUUGAUGGCGGAGGGCCUAUCCUGUCCUCCAAGAGCGUCGAUGAGAUGUUCUCUCCCCAGAUGCUGCACCCGCAGGCUUUGGAUGACGUGGUCAAGGGACCCUACAAGCCUGUCCUUGGUCCCUCGAUCCCGCCGGACGCGAAGAUCGAUCACGGCCUGUCCGGGCUGAUCAACCUCGAGGCCUUUCCCGGUCGUCGAGCUGCCGAUACUUUACAGUGGUCGGGCGCACCGAAUCUGAUCUGGUGGAUCGACCGGAAAACAGGGAUUGCGGCGACGGCAUUCCUCCAGAUCAUGCCCCCUGGUGAUCCCAUUGCCGGAAAGUUCAACGUCAAUUUCGAGGAGCAGGUCUACAAGGCUUUUGGAAAUGGGGGUUGA